GAGAUGGCUUCCUAGUUAACAAAAGAUGUAAUAGGGACAAUUUUUGAAAUGGGAAGGUCACCACCAUGAGAGAUGGCUUCCUGGAUAGCAAGAGAGGUUGUGGGGUCAGUGUUUAUACAAGGAGGAGGCAUGGAGGAUGAUUGGUCAGAAUGCGGAAAUGAGUUGAUUUCUGUGGUUGAAAGCUGUGGAAGUGGGGGAGGGGAAGGGGAAUUUUUUUCUGUGGCUGGAGGUAGUUUGAGGACUGUUAGCGAGGCUAUGUCAGAGCUUGGGAGUACAAAAGGUGAGGGAGAACGAGAGAAAAAAAGAUUGGGGUUUUGGUUAGAGGUGUUUGGCGGGGAGGGUGUUGGUGAAGAUCGACAUCUUUUGAGUGAAGGCCUAGGGGUUGGAUCAGGAGAGGCCAAGGCGUAAUUUUCCAGAAAUGGGGUAAGUUGUUUGUCUACUUCCAUUGCAUCAGCAAGUGGAGGGCUUGAGGUGGCAGUAGGCAGGUCCAUAGGCAGUGAAGAUCAGAACUUGUUGCCAAGGAUUGGAGCAAACUUUUGAGGAGUUGGGGUGGGCUUAGAGUUUUUCUUUUUGGGCAAGGUUUUUUUGGUUGAUUAGGUUGAGUUGAUCGAAGGAUCAAUUGGUUUUUUUUCCUUGGGCUUUAGUUUGAGUUUCCGGGGGAUCAUUUGGAGGAGUGUAGGUGAGGCAAUUACGGACAAUGUGUCCAAGCUCAUGGCAAUGAGAGCAAGUAGGAGGAACCCAUGGAUAAUGAACAUUUACUUCAACAACUUCUCCACUCUCUCAUUCAAACUCAACAACUGGUGGCAGAGGCAAGGUGAGGUUAACCUCGACUUUAACAUGAGAAACCGUCAAGCUAACAAGAUUCUUUGUGAAGUCAUCUGUCUCUUUGGGAUCUCCAACAAGUACAGCAACUAGACUUAACCCUUCUUCAUGCCUGAGGUCUAAUGGUACCCCAAUAAGAUGAGCCCAGAUUCUUAUAGCUUUGAGAGACGGAGUAGAAGCAGAGUGCUGUGAGGACCAUUGCGAUGUGUGGAAGAUUGAAUCUCCCACAUACCAGAUGUUCUUCUCUAGGAUUUUUUGCCUCAGGUAAUCACUUGGGAUCCUUACAAUUGCAGAUCGGUUGAGGGGGUUGUUGUGGAUUUCUAGUCUUUUCCCUUUCCCCCACAUAUGGUUGAAAACACUUUGGAUUUGAUUGAAAGGAGGCGCUUUUCCAUUGAAGUAACAAAUGAUGAAAUAUUUGUGCAUCUCUGCUCCUUUUUGGAAAACUGAGUCUAGGAUGAGCACUCUUGGUCUUCCCGAAGGUGCGAGAGUGACAGGAGCCAAGCGUCUCAUAGUCUUAUUCUCAGAAGCCCUUAUUUUUCAACAAGGGAAGGAGGAUCGGGAAGAAGAGAAUGUGUGGUGGAGCUGAGGGGUUCUACAAGCGGGGAGGUGGUUUGAGGAGGUGGAAUGGUAGUUUGAGUUGGUGGAAUGGGAGGGUUUUCAGUUGAGGCUUGUAACUGUAGUUGGGCGGGAAGUGACGAGGCUUUGUUUGUUUGAGUCGGUGUGGAGUGUUUAGGUUCAAGGAUUUUGAAAUCUAGGUUAUUGUUUUCUUGCUGGGAACCAGAGACAUUACUUUGAACAGUGAUGUUUUCAGAUCUAGGAAAAUAUUUUCUUCUAGAUUCAAUUACAGGUUUCUUUGCGUUUGCAGGAGCCACAGGGGAGGCACCAGUUGAGGGGAGAAGCUGUUGCGUCGAUGCAGCAGCAGUUAGUGGGAGAGUCGGGGUCCUUGUCUCUCUUUUCUGAGAAGAGAAUGACUUAGAACCAGUUGAAAAAACAGAGGAGGGGUGUGGAAAUUGGAUUGGAGAUAGAGGGGAGGCUGGAUCCGGUGGGUCAGGUGGGAUAGGGGGCGGAGGGAUAGGCUCACUGGAGGUGAACGACGGUGGGUUCAGGGCAGAAGCCUUGCCGGGCACCUUCCAAGCAUUCUUCAUUGGGAACUGCGCCAGAGAGAGUUUGACUUUUUGUUUCGUUUUUUUAAUUAUUACUUCUGUUGCUCAUGUAAAAGAAUAAAACUUGUACAGAGUACACCCAAAAAUUAAAUCGGGCCUGACGUGUAUAUAAGGCAACAUUAUCGGCAAAAUGUUUCCUUCGGUGUAUAUCUAGCUAAUGGCUUCGAUUGGCCGACUCUUUGAUAAAUGGAAAAACUGAAAAAAUCAUAAACAAAAAUUCAUUUGAAAAAAUGAAUAAAAAAAUAUAAUUUUUUGUUCAUUUUGCUUCCUCAAAAUUGAAAAAGAAUUUUUUUCUUCAUAAAUUUAUUUUUUCAUGAGGAAUUAAAAGAAAUAGUAUGAGACUUAUUUGUUAAUAAUUUGACCAAAAGUUCAACUUAAUUAGUAUAAAUUUGAGGAACCAAAAAUUUACCAUAAUAUUUUCCUAUAAUUUGGUCACCAGUGAGAGUUAAUAUAAUACUAUUAAAAAUAAUAUAAUUAUUUCAAAAAUUAAAACAUAAAAGAGCGAACAAGUAAAAUAAAUACAAAUGUCAUUAGAGUAUACUAAAAGAUUGUUAAAAGUUGUCUGCACCAAAUCGAUCCUCGCUGUUCCACUCCACUUUCUUUUUAAUAUAAAUUAAAAUAAUCAUUCGGAACUUGUCUUCCUCUCUCUGUAGGAGAAGCUCUCAGCUUCUAUUACACUAUUUACCCAUUUUCUGAACUAUCACUAUUUACUUUUUGUAAAGGGAUAUAAAGUAUACUUUAGAGAGUAAUGCGUAUGUCAUAUUCGCAUACCGAGACGUUACACUAAGCUAUUUACGGAUGAAUACGUUUUCUUACAAAGAGUUUCUUCCAAAAUUAAAACUCAUUUUUUCAUGUCUUAUUCGGCGAAAAUCCACAAUAGAACCGAACUUUUUGAAACCACGAUCAAACAAAUGUUAAUGACUUUUGGAACUCACAUGCAUGUUGACACAUCAAAGAGUUAAUUUUGUAAUCUCAGCAAUGCCUUAACCUUAUGCUUCACACAUUCUUUUUUAUCUUGUUUAUUCUAACCGUAACUUUUUUCGUUUAAUUUGUUAUAUUUGUUUUCAAUAUAAAAGAGUCACGUUUUUUUUUUGCAAAGCGUUACAUCUGCAGACAAAGAAAACAUGGACGAGAAAUAGAAAUAAAAGAGAGUAACACAGUUUUUGUUAAAAAAUUUGGUAAAGAGUUACGUACUUAGAUGAAUGUUAAUAGUUCGAUGACAAUUUGUAAGUAAAUCUUGUUUUAUUCAAUUUUAAAUUAAAAUCUCAAAUUAAUGAAUAAUCAAACUCAACAGAUAAUAUAUAUAUAAACAUACAAUAUAAGAAAAAGUUGAUUAAACUAUAAAAUAAUAAUGACUCAUUACCCAUAAUCUCCUUUUAUUAGAAUUGUUUAUUCGCGAGUGAUACAAAACGUUGCUCGACCAUGUGUAUAUAUAUACGGUUGCUUCUUAUGACAUAUAUUCUCAACCAACAAAACAAAACCUUUAAACAGGAUUACAUACACCUGAAACAACAUAAAAAUGAAACCUACUGAACAAAAAACUCCGAAGCUUGUUGAGACAUCACCAAACAUAUCGACAGAUUCAUCAGCAUCCGAGAAAGGAGAAGCAACAAGUCAACAACAAUCCAACAAUGGCUAUGCACUCACAGUUGACGAGGUAAUCGAGCAACACAUCGGAGUACUAGGGUUUGCUCAGAUCGUGCAUGCUCUUUUGGUCUCUAUUGCUUGGACCUUCGAUGCUCAGUCCACUCUUAUAUCAAUUUUCUCCGACGCUAAGCCCGCUGCGAGGCUUCUCACAACGGGAGCCAUCGUGGAAGGCUCGAUGUUGUGUGGACUGUCCACCGGAGAGUGGGAAUGGGUUGGAGGAAAGAGCGACACUAUUAUUUCAGAGUGGAAUCUUAUAUGCGAACAUAAGUUUCUUGUUGCUCUACCAUCCACUCUAUUCUUCAUCGGAUCUCUUUUCGGUUCUGGAGUUUAUGGAUAUCUUGCUGAUUCCUGGUUCGGUCGGAAAAAGACACUUCUUAUCUCUUGUCUAUUAACGUUUGUCACAGCUUUAGCGAUCUCUUUUUCUCCAAACAUAUGGGUUUACGCGUUCUUGCGUUUUGCCAACGGAUUCUUUAAAUCAGGAAUCGGUUCUUGUUGUAUCGUGCUUGCUACAGAGGUCGUCGGUAAAAAAUGGCGUGGGCAAGUAGGGCAAUUCGGUUUCUUCUUCUUCACGUUAGGGUUUCUAUCUCUACCACUCAUGGGUUACUUGGAGAGAAAGUCAUGGAGAAACCUUUACCGAAUCACAUCCCUUCUUCCUCUUGGAUACGCUGUUUUUCUCUUGCCAUUUGCCUAUGAGUCCCCUCGAUGGCUUCUUGUUAAAGGACGUAACAAAGAAGCCAUGGUGGUCUUGAAGAAACUCGCGAGGCGCAAUGGUAAACAACUUCCAGCUGACCUAAGCCUAGUCGAUCCGAUACAAGGACGAGAUGAUAGAGCUUCGUCGUCAUCAGAGAAAUUUUGGAGAACUAAGUGGGCAGUGAAGAGGAUUGUAAUGGUGAUGAUGGCUGGAUUUGGCACUGGUUUUGUUUACUACGGUAUUCAACUAAACGUUGAGAAUCUCAACUUCAAUCUCUACUCAACUGUUGCGGUCAAUGCUUUGAUGGAGUUUCCAGCGGUUUUCGUCGGAAGCUUCCUCUUAGGGGUCAUGAACCGUCGUCCAUUGUUCUCAAUCUCAUCAUACCUAGCUGGAACCGCGUGCUUACUCUGCGCGGUUCUCUCGCUCCAUCGUGUUGUACUACCUGCUACCAAAUGGCUGCAGCUAGGUGUUGAGGCAUUUGGGUUCAUGGCGUCCUCAACGGCCUACGAUGUCCUAUAUGUCUAUGGCGUCGAGCUGUUCCCAACAAACGUGAGGAACUUUGCAGUUUCGCUGUUGUGUCAAGCGUUCAUGCUGGGAGCAUCUGCAGCACCGUUGCUAGUUGCAUUGGGACGAGAAAACGCCAUGAUGUCUUUCAUUGUUAUUGGCGCCGCGUCAAUGUUGAGCGGUGUGGUGAGUCUCUGGCUAAAAUAAACUAGAAACGCUCCACUUUAUGAAACACUAACGCAGCAGGGGAAGGCUGAAGAGAUGGAGAACAAAACGGAAUGUUCUUGAUCACUAGUGAUGUUCCUUUACAAUAUUUGUCCAAUAAUUGGAAAAAAAAAUGUAACAUAUUUCAGUUUUUUCCAUCAAGAUGUAUGAAACGUUGACUGAUAAUGUAAAUAAUCAGAACCAAGAAUCCGACAGACUAUGUUUUAAGGAUUGAUUGAAGAGACAGGGCAUAGAAUGGAACUCACAUUUAACAGAUGGUUAGCAAAAAGCGACA
Brassica napus (rape) is the source of this 5326-nucleotide messenger RNA. Its product is annotated as organic cation/carnitine transporter 1. Gene Ontology annotation, molecular function: transmembrane transporter activity. Lineage: Eukaryota; Viridiplantae; Streptophyta; Magnoliopsida; Brassicales; Brassicaceae. Gene Ontology annotation, cellular component: membrane. The coding region runs from base 3505 to 5034 and encodes 509 amino acids. Gene Ontology annotation, biological process: transmembrane transport. The record is from RefSeq and is a predicted model, not a curated record. The transcript is spliced from 2 exons.